This is a messenger RNA of Gallus gallus (chicken), 935 nucleotides long. It is a transcript of the gene NDUFA4, whose product is annotated as NDUFA4, mitochondrial complex associated. Lineage: Eukaryota; Metazoa; Chordata; Aves; Galliformes; Phasianidae. The record is from RefSeq and is marked validated.
GAGGGCACGAGGAGCGAUGUUAGCGCGGAUGCUGCGGCGGUGCGCCGGCCGGGCUGGGCUUAGCGGCAGGCGAACAGGCAACCGCCGGAGCUGCUAUAUCCGGGCAGCGGGCACCUGCCGCGUUGGGGGCUUCCUGUGACAUUGGGCCUCGGCAGCAGAAGGGGCAGGACGGUCUCCGGAGCUGGGUAGCGAGGGAGACCUUCACCAGCUGCAGCUAUGUUUCGUGUUAUGGUCAACCACGCCAGGAAGCACCCCAGUUUGAUCCCUCUGUUUCUGAUCAUUGGAUCAGGAGGCAUUGGCGCAGCUCUGUACGUCAUGCGUUUGGCAGUGUUCAACCCUGAUGUCUGCUGGGACAAGAAAAAUAAUCCAGAACCUUGGAAUAAACUGGCUCCCAAUGACCAGUACAAGUUCUACUCAGUCAACGUAGACUACAGUAAGCUCAAAAAGGAUCGUCCUGACUUCUGAAGAACGCACACAUGUCCACGAGCUGCACAGAAAGGUCUUCCGGAAGCUGUCCGCACAAUUACCAUGCUUAAUCAUCCAGGAAAUAUUCAAACAUGCCUCACGCUGCACUUGGUCAUGUGUUUGAAAGUGUUUUGAUGGGGUUUAAUAAACGUCUGAAACUUGAAGUGUCUUCUGUUUGCUUUAAUUUCGCUAAAUAAGAACAUCCUGACAUUAACAAACACUGAUUCAUAUUUGCUCUACAAGAAUUGAAAGUUGUUUUGAUGGGCAUUAUACUCAGUGUGUUGACUUAAAAUGAGAACUUGAGAGCAAAUACUUAAAUGUGUAUGUAUAUAUAUUUUUAAUUGCACUUAAAUUUUUCUAGUUGCUACUUUAUAUAGCAGACAAGUCAUUGCUAAUAAGUCAUUGCCCAACAGCAAAGCAACAGAUGUUGCCAUAUGCUCCUGAAAAUAAAAAACCCAAGUUCUGUGGAA